This is a messenger RNA of Chelonia mydas (Green sea turtle), 1506 nucleotides long. RefSeq names its product F-box protein 39 (gene FBXO39). Bases 1 to 1320 code for a protein of 439 amino acids. The record is from RefSeq and is a predicted model, not a curated record. Gene Ontology annotation, molecular function: protein binding. The transcript is spliced from 3 exons. NCBI's taxonomy places the organism in Eukaryota, Metazoa, Chordata, Testudines, Cheloniidae.
AUGGAGAAUGACAGUGAACCCGAGCAGAGUUGCUGGGCUUAUUUGCCCAACGUCUGCCUGAGCCAUGUCUUCUGGUGGCUAGAUGACAGGGACAGAUCUCGGGCUGCUUUAGUCUGUAAGAGAUGGAAUCAAGCCAUGUACUCAGGCUUUCUCUGGAGAACCAGAACAAUCACCUUCAGUGGACGGCCAUCUAGGUCAAACAUAUCCGAGUUUGAAUCCGCUCUGUGGUACGUCAAGAGAUUCGGCAAGUACUUGGAACACCUAGAGAUCAAGUUCCUGAAUCCUUACAAUGCUGUCUUGACCCGAAAAUUUCAAGUGACUAUGAGGGGGCUUCUCUCGCGCUUGGGCAAAUGUAACAGCCGUCUGGUAUCCCUGACUAUUCAGCACCUGGAGUUGGACCGAUUGGUCUGGAGAAACAUAAUUAGGAACCAGUUUAUCAAGAACUUAAUUAUUUUCCUGAAAAGAAUGGGCAUACAUCUUGUUCAUCUCAGCUUGAAAGGAGCAAGAGUGACGCUGGAAGAAGGCUGUGAGCUUUUGAGCUCUUUGAGCUACUUGAAAAACAAAAGUUUUGCCUCUGAAAUCAACAUAGAAGACUUCUUCAGCCACUAUCUUUCUAUCUACAGCAGCCCCUUGUUCCAUCAGACUAUGUCCACGUUCCGCAACCUGGUCAUCCUGACUCUCAAUUACAACUGCAUCUCCGAUGAAUUGCUGGAAAUCCUGUGCGAGCACAACGCCCAUUCUCUCUGGACAAUAAACAUCAAGUGCCACAUCCAUGACCCUCACGGGCAGGUGGUUUGGGGGAUGUCCUGGGCCAACCUAGCCAAGAGAGCACCCAAACUGAAAGUGAACUUCUUCUUUGAAAGAGUCAUGAAGCACGACAGUCUAGCCAGGAUACUCUUAGCAGAGAUCCCACUCAGGAGCAUCAGUCUACGGAGCUGCUAUUUCAGUGACCCAGACUGGUCGAUGAGGCCGACCCUCACCAAUCUCUUACCAGCCUACAAACACAUUCUGCAGAAAUUAACGCUCGAAUUCAACAACAGCCACGAAUCACUGGAUGAGGAGCUGCUGCAGCUUGUGUUAUCAUGCAAGAAACUGUUCUUCCUAAAAAUCUGGGCCUUCCUCCGUGUCGCAUUUGUGGAGAGGCUGUUACAAAAUCAAGCAGAAGGGAAAUGCACCUUGAGGACCAUGAAGGUGAGGAUUUACACAAAUCGGUACGAAACCAUUGAAGAAGAUCGAAUGUUGCGAGAUAUUUUCAGGAGAUACCGAGACCUGAUUGACUCAGAGCUUAAUUAUUUUGUCAUCGCCUACCCGAUGAUGUGAGAGGCAUGCGAUCUGUGAGGUGAAAGAAUAAAAAAAAAAAAUAAUAAUAAUAAUAAAAAAAAAACCCAGUCACAUCUGGAAAUGCCUGAAUUCAUCCUUUGGAGGAAGUCUAAAGGGGAUCUGAAUGUCAUUAGCAGUGUUCCUGAAAGGUAAAGUCAAGUAAAACUCAAACACGAGGCAGUGUGG